AUGAGGCAGACGCCCUACGAAAGAAAACUCACCGGCUUCUCUCCAGGAGAUACAAAGAUCCUUCUUGGUCAGAGUGACUUUCACGAAACUCUCAAGAGGCCAGCUGUUCGAAAGUUCGCAUCAAUCCGUCAGCCUGCUGCCGAAGCGGAACAGCAGCCGGAGCGCUCUGGCAGUUCAGGGCAUGUGAACAAGACGUGGGACAAAAUACGUAGCUGGAGUAAAAAUACGUUCAGCAGGGGCAAAAGCGGGGAAUGCAGCGCCACAGAUGGAGAGAAGAGUAGGGCUGGCGGAUGCGAGCCAGAUCAAAAUGGACAAGGAUCCGAACAAGGCAGGGGCACUGGCAGUCAAGAGCAACUGACUGACUUCCGUGUUCUACAUUGCAAGCGAGCCAAGGCUGCGCAUUCCGGCUAG
Messenger RNA from Eimeria necatrix, 411 nucleotides. RefSeq lists its product as hypothetical. Lineage: Eukaryota; Apicomplexa; Conoidasida; Eucoccidiorida; Eimeriidae. The transcript is spliced from 3 exons. The coding region runs from base 1 to 411 and encodes 136 amino acids. The record is from RefSeq and is a predicted model, not a curated record.